Messenger RNA from Cajanus cajan (pigeon pea), 1653 nucleotides. RefSeq names its product Target of Myb protein 1. Lineage: Eukaryota; Viridiplantae; Streptophyta; Magnoliopsida; Fabales; Fabaceae. Gene Ontology annotation, biological process: protein transport to vacuole involved in ubiquitin-dependent protein catabolic process via the multivesicular body sorting pathway. Gene Ontology annotation, molecular function: ubiquitin binding; phosphatidylinositol binding. The record is from RefSeq and is a predicted model, not a curated record.
AUAUCUGACGUGAACGUGAGUAUAAUUGGUUGGGGAAUGGAGAGAGAGUGAGGCGAAGACUUUUUACGCGUUGGGUUGGGUAAGGGACUAAGGGUAGUGUAGUUUGUUUCCGUUGUGGGUUUUGGAAAAAAUGAGCGAGAAUUUGAUGGAGAAAGUGAGUGCCCUGGGGGAGCGUCUGAAGAUUGGAGGGUCGGAAGUGGGGCGAAAGAUGAGUGAGGGGAUGAGUUCGAUGAGCUUCAAGGUGCGGGAGUUCUUCCAGGGGCCCAACCAGGCCGACAAGCUGGUGGAGGACGCCACCUCGGAGGCCCUAGACGAGCCCGAUUGGGCCCUCAAUCUGGAUCUGUGCGACCUCAUCAACACGGACAAGCUCAACAGCGUCGAACUCAUCCGCGGAAUCAAGAAGCGCAUCAUGACCAAGAGCCCUAGGGUUCAGUACCUGGCGCUCCUCCUCCUCGAGACCUGCGUCAAGAACUGCGAGAAGGCCUUCUCCGAGGUCGCCGCCGAGCGAGUCCUCGACGAGAUCGUUAGACUCAUCGACGAUCCCCACACUGUCGUCAAUAACCGCAACAAGGCCUUGAUGAUGAUCGAGGCCUGGGGUGAAUCCACCGGCGAGUUGCGCUAUCUCCCUGUUUAUGAGGAAACUUACAAGAGUCUGAAAUCGAGGGGUAUUCGGUUUCCUGGUCGUGACAAUGAGAGCUUGGCUCCCAUUUUUACUCCGCCUCGUUCCGUCUCUGCUCAGGAGGUUGAUGUCAAUCUUCAACACCAGUUUCAGCAUGAUAUUCCUGAGCAGAGUUUUACGCCUGAACAGACAAAGGAAGCCUUUGAUGUUGCAAGGAAUAGCAUUGAGCUUCUUUCCACUGUGUUGUCAUCUUCACCGCAACAAGAUGCUUUACAGGAUGAUUUGACCACCACACUUGUACAGCAGUGUCGUCGGUCACAAACCACUGUCCAGCGAAUUGUUGAAACUGCUGGUGAUAAUGAAGCACUGCUUUUCGAGGCCUUGAAUGUUAACGAUGAGAUUCAGAAGGUUCUCACCAAGUACGAAGAGUUGAAGCAGCCUGCAUCUGCUCCACUUCAACCUGAACCAGCUAUGAUACCUGUUGCUGUUGAGCCAGAUGAGUCACCCCGCCAUACUAAAGAAGAUGCUUUGAUUAGAAAGCCAGCUGGAUCAAGACCUGGUGCCCAUGGAGGGAGCAACGACGACAUGAUGGAUGAUCUUGAUGAGAUGAUUUUUGGAAGAAAAAGCGGGGAUGCAUCGGAUGGGGGACAUGAUACAAAGAAGCAGCAAUCUUCGAAAGAUGAUCUCAUCUCUUUCUAAGUUGCAAUACCAAUCUAUGCUGAAUAUAGAACAGAGUGCCUUUAAUGUCAUGCUACUUUUAUAUCUAGAUGUUGAUUGUGAUGAACUUUGUUCAGAAUUCAGAUUGUUCGUUCCUCCUUCCAUUAUUUUUUUUUGCACACUGUGUGCAACUUAUGUUUGAAUUAUGGUAUAUAAGUUCUUGACAGGGUAUAGAUGGGAAACUUUCUGGAGUAGUUCAAUGAGGUUUCAUUCGGUCUUUGUGAUCUGUUAGUUGGAUGACUGCUUGUUGUUAUUGAUGUAUGGUAAUGCCAAACUAUUACUCAAGUGAGAAAAGCAUGGGAUAAGUUUAAGGUUCA